This is a messenger RNA of Xenopus tropicalis (tropical clawed frog), 1524 nucleotides long. RefSeq names its product 5-hydroxytryptamine receptor 1B. The coding region runs from base 1 to 1524 and encodes 507 amino acids. The transcript is spliced from 3 exons. Gene Ontology annotation, molecular function: G protein-coupled receptor activity. Gene Ontology annotation, biological process: G protein-coupled receptor signaling pathway; signal transduction. The record is from RefSeq and is a predicted model, not a curated record. NCBI's taxonomy places the organism in Eukaryota, Metazoa, Chordata, Amphibia, Anura, Pipidae. Gene Ontology annotation, cellular component: membrane; plasma membrane.
AUGAAUAACAGCACAGCAGAUAUGACCUAUAACCUGGGGUCUCUAUCACAAUGGCUUCUCGGCUUUGUAAUAAUAGCUAUGUGCAUUACGGCUGUAACAGGAAAUCUUCUGGUUAUUAUAAUAAUUGCAGCAACUACACACUUCCAUUCUGUAACAUCCAUAUUUCUCAUCAACUUGGCAGUGAGUGACUUUCUGGUGGGCAUUGGAGUGAUGCCUCUUGUGGCAACAUCUGUUAUAUAUAACCGGUGGAUUAAUCACCAGUUUUUGUGCUUGUACAUGGGAUAUGCAUCUGUAGUGUACUGCACAUCUUCAGUGUUGACAUUGGCAGCUAUUGCAGUGGACAGAUAUCGGGCCAUCGUCAACUGCUUUAGGUAUAACUCCCAGACUACAAUGAAGCGCGCUGUUAGCACUGUCAUGUGGAUAUGGGCUCAGGCAGCAUUUUCUGGAUUGCCACCAUUUCUAGGAUGGGGACAUUUUGAAUACUUCCCCGUCACUUUUAGCUGUUCAGCAAACUGGGCAUAUAGCCCUAGCUAUACUGGAUUGGUUAUGGUCUGCUCAUUUUUGCUGCCAACAUGUACCAUGGUAUUUUGUUACAUAAGCAUUGUACAGGUCAUAAGAGAUCAUGCCAGACGCAUACAUAACAUUGAAUGUCAACUGCAAAAAAAUGUGAAGGCAAACACAGUAUUUCUGAAAGAAGAAGAACACACAAGGCCUUCAAUAAAGUCCAAGAAAAUCUCACCUGAAAGAAUCACAGAUGAUUCCCAAAACUCUGUUAAUUCUUCUCAUGCACCAAUUGAUAGCAAAAAGCAUGACAUUUUUGCACAAUACAAUAGCCCAGGGCGUGAACAUAAUGGUACUAUCAGGUUAUUUUUGGUUAUAUUCAUUUUCUUUUUUUGUUGGGUUCCAUAUAUUAUUGUGAGCAUGUUACAGCCCAUAACCACAAAGAGAAAUCAAUGGAAGCUUCCACCUGAGCUACUUACAGCAUCUGCUUGGUUGGCCCUUUUGAAUUCAGCCAUCAACCCACUGUUAUAUGCACUGCUGAGCAAGAGGUUUAGGAAAGCACUUUGUAACUUGAAACAAAAGAUGGUCUUGAAAAUGGAUUAUCUAUUGCGAGAUAUAUCCAUACUGGGAAACACAGGAAGCACAAAGUCAAAAAUUAGAAAGAUACAUUUGUUAAAGCCUGUAUCACACACAAACCAGUCUGAAAACAAGCUAAACCGUCGCUCCAUGUCUAUAUUCAGUAUCGCUUCUUUUGCAGACACAGGACAAGAAGAAGAUGUUAACAUCCCUGUACAGUUUUCUGGAACGUUGACUCCAACUAUAUGGGGGCCACAGAUCUUCUCAAGAUCUUCUGAUCUACUCCAACGAGAGACCCAUGGAAAACAAUACCUAGAAGUUCCAUGCCUUCCCUUUCAGCCCCUAAACCCCUGGCAGCUGCAAGAGGAAGACAAUGAUAACUCUUCAGUCUUUGUAUACGGAAAAAUUACCAUAAAAGUUAAUGAAGGCAAUUCGGUAUCUCCGUAG